AUGAUCAUACAGUUGAAUCAACACUUUUCAAAGAUAGUGUGUGGUGUUGUUUUCUAUCCACAAAACACUUUAAAAGGAGGCUACAGAUUUAUCACACAUACUUUUUGCAUCCUUGGAUGCCGGUGUCUCAGGCCACUGAAAUGCAUUGAGGACAGAGAUCUGCUGGUUAAAGACAUUCUCAUGUUUCAGGUGGUCCACAGAGUCUGCGGGGCAUUUGAAAGAUUUAAGGAGGGGCUGAAGACCCUUGGUGUUCUGGAUGCGAUCAGAAUGCACCCAGACAGUUUUAGACCCUUAAUGUGUCACGAACCAUCCCCACUCACUGCUGACUUAAUGGAUCACCUGUUCCACAUCCGGCUGUCUGCAGUGGGAAGCAACAAAAGAAGGGCAGAGGAACGUGUUGUUCCAUUUUGGAGGGACUACCUGCAGGAUGUUGAAGAGCAAGAGGGAUCCUCAAAGCUAGGUAAAAUCCUAGCCUUUGCAACGGGUGCAAGUGUCAUCCCUCCGGUUGGCUUCUCCCCUCAACCAUCAGUUGAUUUCUUGCAUGAUCAGCCUGUCAGCUCCAGACGCUGUUUGCCAAUGGCAAACACCUGCAUCAACUGCCUUAAGUUGCCACUGCUUGACACAUACGAGGAUUUCAGGGAGAGUAUGGACUUUGCAUUAGGUAACACACAGGGUUUUGGUAGAGAAUAAUAUAUGGACUGUGAACAUUCAAGCUUAGCCAUUUGCAGAAAAAUCUUGCAUUUGAUGCUAUUACAGGUAACUAUUACAGUUUGAAAAAAAAAAAACAAAAACACAUUUUCAGUAGUGAGCCAAAACUUUUUUUUUUCCAAUAACCAAUGCAUUCACAGGCUGUAUAGAAUACCUUUUUUCUGUCACAUUCUUUUCUAGUGGAGUGGUUGGGAAGUUAUUAUUAUUUUUUUUUAGGGUAUAGAAGCCCAGUGGUGCAAAAAAAGCUAAAUGUUGGUUACAUUAUUCAGUCUGUUGUGAGAUAAACUGUUUAGCUUAGCAUGCAUAAAAGUACUAUAUGCAGCCAUUUACCAUUUAUCUGUUAGAGUACAAUCCACAGUGUUCUAGUACUCAAGCGUCCUUGUUACUGUUCACUAAUAAAAUUCACCAGGCCUAAAAAUAAUUGUAUGCCGUGGUUACCAUCAUCACUCAGUGGGUCUACUGUCUCGUGAAUUCUGUUCAGAACUGUUUGAUUUGCAUUAAAGUUGUUUACUGGAACAACAAUAUUGU
Dunckerocampus dactyliophorus (ringed pipefish) is the source of this 1236-nucleotide messenger RNA. Its product is annotated as G2/M phase-specific E3 ubiquitin-protein ligase-like. The record is from RefSeq and is a predicted model, not a curated record. Gene Ontology annotation, molecular function: ubiquitin-protein transferase activity. Gene Ontology annotation, cellular component: nucleus. NCBI's taxonomy places the organism in Eukaryota, Metazoa, Chordata, Actinopteri, Syngnathiformes, Syngnathidae. Bases 1 to 690 code for a protein of 229 amino acids. The transcript is spliced from 3 exons.